GCAAAUUUGACAACUUCCGCUAUUAGAUGUCCCCCGAGGAAUUUUAUAUUUUUCGAAAUAUUUUUGAUCAUUGAUGACUAUCAAAUCAUCAUCAAAUAGCUGAGCAGAAGAAAUGUCGCUCAUUGAAAGUACAGAGCAGGCGGUGGAGUAUGUGGAGCACCUGCAGGCCCGCCUCUGGGACCAGGGGGAUCACAGUUUGGAUGAUGACAUGACGUCCCUGUUAGCCAUGAUGGAGAGUCCUCUAUUUCGACAGAUUCUUAAUCUGCAAGAGUCUUUACAGGAACUUAAACAGGUGGCCCAGACAUACCCAGUUACAGAUGAAAAUUUUGAGAUCACUUACUCUGGACAGUUGAUUCUGAACAUGCCACCAGAUGGUGUACCAAUCAAUCAAGCUUUAUCAGAGAGUGCCGCGGGAUUCUCAAGUGAGGAGAAUUUGGGGGCCAUUGCUACAACGCCGGGGUACGAUGCCGAGUUUCAGAAGACCAUAGAGCGGGUAGCCAAGGGGAGGGAGAUAGAAACCAUUAAACUGUUCAAACCAGAGAACACCAGCCUGGGCUUCAGUGUAGUGGGACUCAAGGGAGAGAAUAACGAAGAGACAGGGAUCUUUGUUCAGGAUAUCCAGCCGGGAGGAAUCGCAGCAAGGGAUGGACGUCUGCGAGAGAGAGACCAAAUUCUGGCCAUAGACGGUCAGCCAUUAGACAUCUCACAUCAGGAGGCCAUCAGGAUUCUCCAGAGUGCCCGCGGCUUGGUGGUGCUCAUCAUUGCUCGUGGUUACCUGCCACCACCCUUUGAACCUCCACCGCUCGUCAAUGCUGAACCCACUCAAAGUUCAGUUCCAAAUGUUCAGCCCGAGGUUCACUCAGACAUGGUGUUAAACACUGAGUGGACCCAAAUUGAAGUGAUUGACCUAAUUAACGAUGGAUCUGGCCUAGGAUUCGGGAUAUUUGGGGGACGCAGCACUGGGGUCAUUGUCAAGACUAUUUUACCUGGAGGAAUUGCUUGUAUUGAUGGGAGAUUACACAGUGGAGAUCACAUCCUACAAAUCGGUGAGGUCAACGUGAGGGGCAUGAGCUCGGAGCAGGUGGCAGCAGUGUUACGUCAGUCUGGCAGUGAAGUCCGUCUGAUCGUGGCUCGACCAGUCAAUGAACCCUCCCCCUACCCCAUCCCCCACGCUCCUAUUGUCCCCACCCACCAGCUGGAUGAACACCUUCAACAGAUUAAUGCCUUGUUACAUGGAGACCAUUUCAGCCAGCAAAUGGCAGAUGACAUGGCUGGGGGAAUGAUUCAAGUUCACAUGCCUCCGUAUAACGACGUAGGAUCAGAGUACCCAGAGGUAGAGUAUUUUGACGUAACACUAGUGAAGGACAGUCAGGGUCUGGGAAUCACCAUCGCAGGUUACGUGGGCAAAGACAAUGCCCCAGAUGAUCUUUGUGGAAUAUUUGUGAAAAGUGUUGCAGAAAAUAGUGCUGCUGCUCAAGAUGGAAGGAUCCAAGUCAAUGAUCAGAUAAUAAAGGUGGAUAACCAGCCUCUACAUGGAUUCACCAAUCAUCAGGCAGUGGAGGUCCUGCGUAACACAGGUCAGAUGGUACACCUACAGCUGGCUCGAUUCCAACACGGGCCAAAGUACGAGAAACUCCAGCAGUAUCUAGCUCAGCCCCCCUUCAACCCUCAACAAGGAAUGGUGGUUGCCCCUCCCCCUCCCUCCCAAAUGGAUGGCCCUGUGAUGCCCCCCAUGGAUGGCCCAGCCACCAUUACCUCGCCUAUGAUUGAACAGCCCACUCAGGCUCGAAUGGUGAACCAUAUCCAACAAAACGCUCCCCUGGAUCCACCCAGCCAGCAGGUGGAGCUUCAUGACAUAACCCUCAGCACAGACGAAGAUUAUUCUGGUGAUUUGUCUCCAGAUGUAGAAGAAGCCAUCAAAGCAUGCUGGGAACCAAUAGUUGGCAGCGAAUUUGAAGUUGUGGUUGCCCAGCUGUCCAAGUUUCGUGAGGGGGGAGGCCUGGGUAUCAGUUUGGAGGGGACGGUUGACGUGGAGAAGGGGGUAGAGGUUCGGCCCCACCACUACAUCCGCUUCAUCCUCAGUGACGGUCCAGUGGGCAUCAAUGGCCACCUCAAGAGUGGAGACGAACUGCUAGAGGUAAAUGGCAGAAGACUACUGGGCCUGAACCACAAGGAGGUGGUGGGAAUCCUCAAAGAGCUUCCUCAACAUGUACGUCUCGUGUGUGCUCGCCAUAAAGAGACUGAAAACUACACUGACCAGGAGAAAUUAGAAAACGGUUAUAACUCGUACCUUCAAUCAAACUAUUCAGGUGUUAACGAGGUCUCACCAAUCACAGAGAGACUUGUGAAAGCCAAGUCAGAGAACACACUGGCCUCGACAGAUGAUAGUGUUCUCCAGCAGCUGAUGAAGAACAAAUCUCGGUCCUUAGAGGAACUGACAAACUUUAAAAUGUGGAGCUUAGAACCGGUUGUGAUAGAACUCUGUAAAGGGGACAAAGGUCUAGGGUUCAGUAUCUUGGACUACAAGGACCCAGAAAACGUUAGCAAGACUGUGAUAGUAAUCAAGAGUUUGGUCCCGGGGGGCGUGGCCCAGGUGGACGGACGUCUCCUUCCCGGGGAUCGACUUAUUUUUGUCAACGAUGAAAUGCUGGAGAAUGCCAGCCUUGACGAGGCAGUGGACGCCCUGAAGGGGGCGCCAAAGGGGAUCGUUAGGAUCGGGGUCAAGAAAGCUCUGCCUCUGGGGAGCAGUGAGGCUCACCAACAGGCUGAACUUCAGCAUUCCACCCUUCCCUUCCCCAGUGUGGGUUACACAGAGCCCAGCUUCCUUCCAUCCCCUCCUUCUCAGUUCACCACUUCUCCAGAAAAAGUACAACGAAAAUUCACUGAACAAUACUCCUCUGCUGAGAAUGUUGCCCAUAAGCAAAAUGACAGCUUUUAUGAGAGUGAUGAGGAGAUAACUUCUCCCAGAAAGAACAAGCCGAUUACCUCCCCUCGCAGGAGUCUUGACCGGCGCAAGAGGGAGUCCACAGGAUCUAAUGUUUCCUAUGAAAAUUCACAGGUGUUGCUGGAAAUCAAAAACAGUAACAUCCAGAAGGACACUGUGCAGAAAAAAUUCCCCGUUCCCCAGCCUCGGUCCACGUCUGUUUUACAGGACUAUGUCAACAACAUGCCUCCAGAAAAUCUGCUUAGCCUCACUCAGGAAAAAUUACCAGCUGAAGGUAAAUCUCCCCUUGAGAGCCCCAGGUCGGAAUCUCCAGCAGAUUAUGAGAAUACAACAUUUGCUCUGCCCACUUAUGAAGAGGCCAUCUCAGGGGAUCCUCAGCCUGAUUUUUUCAACAUGAGUGACCUUGACCUCCCAGCAGAAGCACCACCUGUGCCUCCCAGAUCAGAGUCGCAGGAAGAACUAUUUAUAGAAACUGAGCAAAUCCUUAACCACACCCCUCCUGAUGCACCAUCUGAUUUUGAAGAGUCGCCCAGGAGUGAAAAGGGAGGGUCGACCCCUAAAAGGACCCCUCCCCCAAUUCCUCCUAAGCCUAAAGUAGUGUCGCCAAAAGUGCAACAGAUUGUUGUUAAGCCAGCAAGCAAGGACACACCCCCACCCCCACUUCCAGUUUCCUUACCACCAGCUCUUGAUGAAAAACUUCACCACACUGAAGAGGAACUAAGCAUUAAGAUAAUUAAUCCCAAACGAGUAAGGACCAGGCAUCAAAAAACAAACAGUGUGGACAGCCAACAGUCAUCCUCAUCAGAUCAACCAAUCACAAGUGACCUUACAAACUCUCACUCACCAUCCAUUAUAAAUACAGCCAAUCAUAUCACACCUCCCUCCUUGUCACCGCUGUCUUCACCACGCCUAGCCCGCACAUUGUCUGGAGGAGCAGAUUCACUUCCUGUGUCACUGGAGAAGGUCAUCAAAAUCAAAAAGGCUAGAGACCCUCUGGGUCUGACUGUGGAAGCAGUUGAUAAAGGUGCUAAUGGCUGUAUGGUGAAGUCUCUAAACAACUCAGGUGCAGUCAGUAAGGAUGGCAGGAUAAAGGAAGGGGAUUAUAUUGUGUCGGUCAACAUAUAGUGAGAAUUCAUUCAAUCUUUAAAAAUUUUCUUCUCUGCUCAGGGUAUUAGGGCCAUCAUAUAGUUAUGAGCCUCGCUACAAGGGACUAAUCUUCCAGAAUUUGUGGCUUACAUUCCUAAAGAAGAUGCUGCUGCCUAUCAGGAAACUGCUGUAAACAAACCCCCCACACCCCCUCACCCCUCUAUGAUGCCCUCUCCCAAUUCCAAUCUGUCCCCCCUGGCCUCACCCAGGAACCUAAAACCUGAAUCUUCCCCCGAGAGGUCCCCCCUGAAGAGCUCCCCCCUACAAAGGACGUCAGAGACUGUAUCCCCCAGGGUUAAGUCCUUGACCUCCGAUGGAUCCCCGGCCACAGGAAAUCAGACGUGGGGACCCCCUCGAACUGUAGAGCUGGAGAGGGAACCAGGCAAAAGUUUGGGUAUCAGCAUAGUGGGGGGUAGAGUGGACAUGUUCAAUGUUCAGACAGAACAGAUAAUCUCAGGAAUCUUCAUCAAACAUGUCUUAGAAGACAGUCCAGCUGGUCAGAACGGGACGCUGAAAACAGGGGACAGAAUCCUGGAGGUGGAUGGAAAGGAUUUAAGAAAUGCUGCUCAUGAUCAAGCAGUGGACAUCAUUCGUCAUGCCAAGUCUCCUGUCAAAUUUAUUGUGCAGAGUUUGUGUGAUCCGGCUUGUCCCAGGGACUUGGAGAAUGAUACAAAGUCGGUACAUUCUUAUGAUGAAGCUUCUUUAGCAGCAGGGCAAACAUAUCAGACAGUAGAGGUACCUUUACUGGAGUCAGUGGCAAAUUUGACUAAAGACCACAAUGACAGUGAAGAGGAAGAUGAAUUUGGUUACACCAAAAAGAAAAUACAACGACAGUAUGGGGAUCUGAAUGGGGAACUCCAUCUGGUGGAUUUGAACCGCGGCAAUGGCAGCCUGGGAAUCAAUUUAGCGGGCAACAAGGACCGCAACACCAUGAGUGUGUUUGUUGCAGGGGUGCAACCUGAGAGUGUUGCUGGUAAAGAUGGCAGGAUUCAAGUUGGGGAUGAACUGCUUGAAGUAAAUGGUCAAGUUCUAUAUGGCCGCAGUCAUCUUAAUGCCUCUGCCAUUAUUAAAAGCAUAUCCACAAACAUUAUCAAAUUCGUCUUACUCAGGAGAAGCGACAAUUUGGACCAUAUGGCAGUCAAACCUGUAAAGAUGACAGCAGCAGUUUCCCAUGAGGAUGUUUCUAACACAGAAGAACAAGAGAAGAGUAACAGUGUUAAUUCCUUAGAGUUCGUAGUCGAUGUUGUAUUAGAAAAGGGUGCAUCAGGCCUGGGGUUUGCUAUUGUGGAAGACAUGAAAGACAAUCAGCCAGGGAUCUACAUCCGCAGUAUCACCCCGGGGGGCGUAGCCGCUCAGGAUGGAAGGCUUAGUGUUGGGGACCAAAUCCUGGAAGUUGGUGACAAACCUUUGACAGGAGUUCAUUAUGAUAAGGCAAUAGAAAUUUUAAGAAACAUGCAAGGAACAAUCAAACUCAAAGUUCGAAAAAAUACUACAGAUAGAAAGUUGUCACAUUCGACAGCCAAUCAUCUGGAUCCUGAUACAGGCACCAAAAAUGUCUUUCAAUUUCAAUCUGCUCCAGGGGAAUCUUCCACGGACCCGAACCCUUCAGAAGCUGGGGAGGAGGAGUCCACCGACCCCAAAACUUGUCCAAUCAUUCCAGGUCGCGAGACCACCAUCGAGAUCGAAAAGGGACGUACAGGUCUGGGACUUAGCAUCGUAGGAGGGGCCGAUACCCUGCUUGGUGCAAUUAUUGUCCAUGAGGUUUAUGAAGAAGGUGCUGCUGCCAGAGAUGGCAGACUGUGGGCAGGGGACCAGGUCUUAGAGGUAAAUCAUGAGGAUCUGAAGGAUGCCACCCACGAUUAUGCAAUUCAGGUUUUACGUCAGACGCCAUCAACCGUUCAGAUCAAGGUAUUCCGUGACGAUGCUCAGGUGAAGGAGGAGGAUAUUUACGACAUUUUUACCGUAGAACUGACGAAAAAGCCUGGACGAGGACUCGGGCUAAGCAUUGUGGGAAAGAGAAAUGACGUAGGAGUUUACAUAUCAGACAUUGUUAGGGGUGGUACAGCUGAAUCAGAUGGGAGGCUGAUGCAGGGGGAUCAAAUUCUGGCCGUCAACAAAGAAGACAUGAGGAACGCCACACAAGAAUAUGCAGCAGCUGUACUCAAAACUUUGAUGGGCAAGGUUUCAUUAACAGUCGGGAGAUUAAAGGCAGGUUCCAGAGCAUCAUCGAGGAAAAACUCCAAUCCCAGUAGUGCACUGAAAAAGUCAGAAUCCAGUGUCAGCAAUAAAUCAAAGGGAGGCAAACACUCCAAAGGUCACAGUGAGGAUACAACUCACAUCCGUGUGGUAGAACUGGAGCAUGACAUCACAGGAUCCCUGGGACUGAGUAUAUAUAUAACGGGGGGCAUAGGUAGUUUUAUCGGGGAUUUUAUAUCUGUCAUCAUUGCCAAUAUGUCACCUGCUGGACCAGCAGCAAAGUCAGGAAAACUCAAGAUUGGAGACAAGAUCCUGAGCAUUAACGACGUACAGCUGGAUGGCAUGUCUCAUGAUGAGGUGGUCCAGUUACUGAAGAAACCUGGAACCAUAAAACUAGCAGUCUCGCAAGGAGAGGACACGAGAGUAAGUGUCAGUGGUCGUACGUCGCGGCAGGUCAGUACUGACAUGUCACAGGAGUAUGCUGAACUUAUGGCGCAGGACAACGUGUUCCAAGAAGCCAUGGCUCCUGAUGAAGGACCCCCACCUCAGUGUAAGACCCUCCAUCUGAACAAAGGACCUGACGGCCUGGGGUUCUCCAUCGUAGGAGGACACGGCAGUCCUCACGGGGAUCUUCCAAUCUACGUCAAAAAUGUCUUCGCUAAGGGAGCUGCUGCGGACGAGGGCAGUCUGAAGCGAGGGGACCAGAUUAUCUCAGUGAACGGACAGAGUCUUGAGGGCUGCACGCAUGACGAAGCUGUGUCCAUCCUCAAAAACGCCAGAGGUGCUGUUACAAUGACUGUGUUGACUUCAUAGAAUAAACACUCCAAAGAGUGACAAAGGAAAUUCUGGAGUUCAAAACUGGAGACUUUUUUAUGCAAGAAACUAGGAGUAGUAGAACUAAAGAUUAUUUUAUCUUAUAUUUGUAUACAUGGUCAAUUAAGAAACAUGUAAUUUUAGGAAUUUUCUAGCUCUCCAUUUUGAUGUCAGUGAUUGCAUGUUUUUCUCUUUUUUUUUAAGUCAGCAGUGUUAUUUAUUAUAACCUUAAUUUUUAUUCUAUUGUGUAAGAAUUAUGUUGAUAUGUAUUACAUGUACUUAGAUUUUAUAUUAUACCAAUUUCAGAAUGUACACAUUUUGAAGUGUUUAAUAUAUUCAUUACCAAUUUUUGUUUGCCUUUUAGCUAGCUCUAUCAUCUGAUAUCACAUUGUGCUAUAUAAUCUACAUUUAUAAACAAGACUGUGUUAAUUCAUGUUUUCUGUAUAUUUAGGCACAUUGUUUUGGAGCAAGUAAUUCUCACCAAAACAAGUGCACAUAAUUUUGUAUUAUAUUUUAUUAAAAAUGCAAUGAAGAAUAAUUUGUUGUUAAUUUUAUUGAAGGAGGUGGCAUUCUAAUUGAAUGCUACUACAUGUAUAGUACUGAAAUAUGUUUUAAUUAUGGUUCCACUUUUGUUAACAACACUUGGUUCUCUACAAUGAUGUUUAUUUGGAGAAAUUAGAAAGAGACAAUAUAUUACAAACUGGAAUGUAUACACAUGAUAUGCAGAGCAUAUGUUUAUGAGGUUUUGAAUAUAGUUUUCAAUUUAUCAAAUUUGUUUUGAAAUGAAUUUUAAGAAGGCAUAUAUUAAAACAUCAUAAAUAGAGAAAACAGAGAAGAUUUGAGAAUUGAAUUUUUAUUUUACACCCUUUACAUGUAAUAUCACAUUGGUAGCUUGGCAUGGAAUAGAUAAAGGUAUUUUUUUUAAUACUUAACUUUUUUUAAUUCAUGUAAAUCAUGAUCAAAGAAUUUACUCAAUUUCAUGAAUGCUACAUCAUAUUAAAUUAGUAAAUUUAGUGUUGUUGCCAAAUAAUUUGUGCAACCUGUAAAACAAAUUUCUAGGUCACAUUUUUGGACAAUUUUGUUGAUGCACAUUAUUGACUUUAAUGGUUUGAUUUAUGAAUGUUUUAAUUACUGUUGCUUAAUCAAGGCAUCUUCCAUCAAACCAAAAUGGAGUCAAGAGUGCUAAAUUUGUCACAUAACAAUCACUUAUCAUUUUGUUAAAACAUUUGUUAUUUCUUUGGUCCAGAAAUAAAAUACCUGUACAAAUA
This is a messenger RNA of Saccostrea cuccullata (small rock oyster), 8367 nucleotides long. RefSeq names its product multiple PDZ domain protein-like. Gene Ontology annotation, molecular function: protein binding. The record is from RefSeq and is a predicted model, not a curated record. NCBI's taxonomy places the organism in Eukaryota, Metazoa, Mollusca, Bivalvia, Ostreida, Ostreidae.